Molecule: messenger RNA, 1012 nt
Organism: Zea mays
Lineage: Eukaryota; Viridiplantae; Streptophyta; Magnoliopsida; Poales; Poaceae
Exons: 4
Coding region: 51-764 (237 amino acids)
Source: RefSeq, marked validated
GACGGGCCACCGAUCCAAGAGCGAGCCGACGACGACGAGCAGCGAGAGAGAUGAGGCCGUCCAUCGUGCUGUUCGGGGACUCCAUCACGGAGGAGGCGUUCGGGGAGGGCGGCUGGGGCGCGUCGCUCGCCAACCACUACUCCCGCUCCGCCGACGUCGUGCUGCGCGGCUACAGCGGCUACAACACGCGCUGGGCGGCGCGGGUCGCUGGCCGCGCCGUGGCCAGCAUCGCCAGUCCGGUCUCUGCCGUCACCGUCUUCUUCGGCGCCAACGACGCCGCGCUGCCCGACCGCGCCUGCGCGCUCCAGCACGUGCCCCUCGCCGAGUACAAGGACAACCUCCGCGCCAUCUUCGCGCUCCUCAAGAAGCGGUGGCCGUCGGUGGUCGUCAUCCUCAUCACGCCGCCGCCCGUCGACGAGGACGGGCGUCUGCGGUACCCGUACGCGCACGACUUCUCCGGCCUGCCGGAACGCACGAACGCGGCGGCGGCGGCGUACGCGCGGGCGUGCGUGGAGGUGGCGCGGCAGUGGGGGCUCAGGGCCAUCGACAUCUGGUCCAGGAUGCAGAGGUUCCCCGGCUGGGAGAAGUCGUUCCUGAGGGACGGGCUUCACCUGACGCCGCGCGGGAACCGGGUGCUGUUCGAGGAGGUGGUGUUCGCGCUCAAGGACGCCAACCUCAGCCUGGAGGCGCUGCCCGCCGACCUGCCGCUCUUCAGCGACAUCGACCCGGAUAACCCGGUCAAGUCGUUCGAGGACCAGGAGUGAAGAAGGCCCAUGAUGGCAAGACAACGGCGGCGGCUUCAAGUCUGGGAACUCUAUUGUUAAUUAGAAAAAAAAUUCUGGGAACUGUGUCCUACAGUGCAUGGAAUGUUCUGGAUGGAUUUUUUUAGUCGAAGCAUAAUUCUUGGAAUAGUGUCUUACGGUUAGCAGUUUGCUACUUUGCUGUAUAAGUUUGUUCGAGGUCCAUUCUUUUACCCACAUUUUUUUAUAAUACAAGCAGGUUUCUCGGAGUU